UGUGCUAAUGCCUUUCUAUUUUUAAACAGGUCGGUUCCGCGUCGACAACUUAAACAAAUUGAAAAAUCUGUGCAGUAAAACAAUUGGAGAGAAAAUGAAGAAAAAGGAGCCUGUUGGUGACAGUGAUAAUCUACCACAAAAUUCGCAGAACCUUGAUGAUCUCAAUGCUGAAGUUUUAAGCGAUUUAAGUGUAACUCAGAUCAAGAAAAUACGGGUUCUCAUUGAUGAAGCUAUCACCAAGUGUGAUGCAGAGCGUCUGAAACUGGAAGGGCAAAGGAUGGACUGUCUGAGAGAAAUUGGUAAUAUCCUACAUCCCUCCGUACCCAUCAGCAAUGAUGAGGAUGUAGACAAUAAAGUGGAGCGAACAUGGGGAGACUGUACAGCCACAAAAAAGUAUUCCCAUGUUGACUUAGUGGUCAUGAUUGAUGGUUUUGAAGGAGAGAAGGCGGCUGUAGUGGCAGGGAGCCGAGGCUAUUUCUUGAAGGGUCCCUUGGUAUUUCUAGAACAAGCCCUGAUCCAGUAUGCUCUACGGUGCCUGACCAGCCAAGGCUAUACUCCACUUUAUACACCAUUCUUUAUGAGAAAAGAAGUAAUGCAAGAAGUGGCCCAACUUAGUCAGUUUGAUGAAGAACUCUACAAGGUUAUUGGAAAAGGCAGUGAAAAAUCGGAAGACAGUUCAAUUGAUGAGAAAUACUUGAUCGCUACUUCUGAGCAACCAAUUGCAGCUUUUCACAGAGAUGAAUGGUUAAAACCUGAGGAUCUUCCGAUUAAAUAUGCUGGACUUUCCACCUGCUUCCGUCAGGAGGUUGGCUCCCAUGGCCGUGAUACUAGAGGAAUCUUCCGUGUUCACCAAUUUGAGAAGAUUGAACAAUUUGUUUUUGCUUCCCCUCAUGAUAAUAAAUCAUGGGACGUUUUCGAGGAGAUGAUCGGAACUGCUGAAACAUUCUACCAAUCCUUGGGCAUUCCUUACCGCAUUGUAAAUAUUGUAUCAGGUGCCUUGAAUCAUGCUGCUAGUAAAAAACUGGACUUGGAAGCCUGGUUUCCUGGCUCUGUGGCAUUCCGAGAGCUAGUGUCUUGUUCUAACUGUACAGAUUACCAAGCACGAAGGUUACGAAUCAGAUACGGGCAAACCAAAAAAAUGAUGGACAAAGCUGAAUUUGUGCACAUGCUAAAUGCUACAAUGUGUGCAACAACUCGUGUUUUGUGUGCUAUCUUGGAGAAUUACCAGACUGAAGAAGGGAUCGUGGUACCAGAAUGUCUAAGGCCAUACAUGCCACCAAGUUUGACUGAGCUGAUCAGGUUUGUUAAGCCUGCACCAAUUGACCAGGAACCAUCAAAAAAACAGAAGAAGCAGCAAGAAGGAAGCAAGAAGAAACCUGCAUUCUCUGAUACCGGUUUGGAGAAUAAAGUACAGAAUAUGUCUGUCCAUAAUUAAUGGAUCCUUUUAACUAAAUGGUAAAAUUAUAUUUGGUGUACUUACUGUCCAAAUUAAUUAUUCUUGUGGAUGACAUACUUUACAUGGAUUUCCAUUACAAAUAAAACCACCGAAACAGACUGUAUCUAAUAGUAAUAAUGUGCAUCUCCUGGAAAGAUGAUCAUUUACCUGAAGUGUAGAAAAUUUUAUGAAGAGUUUGCUGCCAAUGUAUGUUCAUGGAAUAUGGAAUUUUAUCUCUUCAAUUAUUUACAAUAAUAAAUAACUACUGAAUCACGUAAAUUUAACUUGUAGGUCUAAAUUAUUCCAAUUUUUAUGUAGUUAAUUGUAAAGUGUAUCACACUUUAUAAUUAACAUCGUGAAAUGCAUCCUGACUAGGGCUAUAGUUGAACUUCAUUAGGAAUUGCAUUGUUAAGCAAUACAAAUUUAAUGGUGAAAAUUUUCUGUUUUCUUCAUGUCACAUUAUAUUUACACAUUCAAGUUAGCCAGGCUCCGAUAUUAUCCCUGUUUUUGUUUCGCUGAGCCAGUUGUCCUUAAGGUAUUAGUGAAUGCAUGACAUAUAGUCUGUGACUGCAGGAUACAGGGCUCUACCUGACAACUAUGAGCAGCUUCCUGGCUUUGUGUCUGCACAGCAAGACAAGACAAUGUGGGGAUUGGGGGAUGACCAUGAGCGAUGGCUUCACCUAAAGAAGGGGCAGUGCUCCGAAAGCUUAUGAUUUCAAAUAAACCUGUUGG
Chiloscyllium plagiosum (whitespotted bambooshark) is the source of this 2167-nucleotide messenger RNA. Lineage: Eukaryota; Metazoa; Chordata; Chondrichthyes; Orectolobiformes; Hemiscylliidae. The record is from RefSeq and is a predicted model, not a curated record.